Molecule: messenger RNA, 1265 nt
Organism: Cynoglossus semilaevis (tongue sole)
Lineage: Eukaryota; Metazoa; Chordata; Actinopteri; Pleuronectiformes; Cynoglossidae
Gene: samd13
Product: sterile alpha motif domain containing 13
Exons: 5
Coding region: 274-600 (108 amino acids)
Biological process (GO): negative regulation of DNA-templated transcription
Cellular component (GO): nucleus
Molecular function (GO): histone binding; chromatin binding
Source: RefSeq, a predicted model, not a curated record
GCUUACGUAGUGGGCGAAAAAGGCAAUGGGCGAUGAAAAGGUUCUACUUGGUAUUACUUCAAUAAAUCCUCAUAUUUAUCAGACAUUUCUAACUGCCUGUUGCUUGCAAAUUUAACCCAGAAAUUUGAAAACAUUUUUUCGUUUAAACUACGCGUUUGGCUUCAACAAAGAUUCGCUGUCAAGCAGGAAUCUUCUCAAAUAAGGGCUUCGAUGACGAGUCCGUGAAGAUGUUUGUGCUGCUAACAUACUAAGUUCCCUGAUUGAAGACAUCGGAUGAAAAAUCGCUGCAACGCUACUGAUAACGUAAUGGACGACAAGGCAAAUGGGUCUGUUGACACCAAGAGUCCGGUGGAGAACGGUCAGAUGCCAGACCCUGCCAACUGGGGAGUCGCCGAUGUCGUGAACUACUUCAAAGCCACGGGGUUUGAGGAGCAGGCCACGGCUUUUCAAGAUCAGGAAAUCGAUGGGAAGUCCCUGCUGCUAAUGACGCGUAACGACGUCCUGACGGGGCUGUCAAUUAAACUUGGGCCCGCCUUAAAAAUCUAUGAAUAUCAUGUGAAGCCUUUGCAGACUCAACACCUGAAGAGCAACGCCUCGUAGCGCCGCGGCCCGUCCUCGUCCGAACACUCACCUUGGUGACAAUCACGUCAGGAGAUUCCAGGUUAGCUGCUGCCUCACAGGCCUCCGUGGCCCUGGUGGCACCUUUUCACAGGACUUGAAUGUUCUGUGUUUAUAUAAGCUAGGCUCCAACAAUGAGUUGAACAUUGAGUUCCUCCUAAUGUUUGUUAAACCCUUUGUACCAUUUUCAUUUCUGCUGCUUGAUGUGCGGUGGUGUGCAGAAGUCCUGAGCCGAGCCUGACAUUUUUCAUCCCAGAAAAUGUGACCAGUUGUAAGUUUGUGCAGCUGGUGUAAACAUGCAAGGAUUUUUUUUUUUUAAGCAGAAGUGAACUUUAUGAUUACAGUACUUUUGUACUUCUUAUUUGUGAUGACUCCCCCGCCUCCCUGUUUUAUCUGAAAUCCUCAGGAAUAUUAUUUUAACACCUGGGGUCAUCCCAAAACUAAUUUUAAGAUGUUGUUGAUAUCAGACAGCCAGCCAAUCAAGCUGUUCUCAAAUGGCAGUUGUUGAAACAGUGUGUUGAUUUAUACUCGAUCAUGGUCCCAAAGAUUUUCGACCAUGUUACCAACACUGUGGGUGUGAAUCAUAUAUUAUUAUCUAGCCUGUUUUUAAUACGGUUUUUAAAACAUUUCAUUAAAUGCAAUGAGAG